AUGAACAAUCUCACAUAUUCUUCGGCAAUUCGACCCAGCACUCAACCAGCAGCCAUUCUCGCCAACACUGACAAUGUGCCCCUAACAGAAGACUCCUUGGUAGAUAGGCAAUAUAGUUUGAUACCUCGACAGACUCCACUCCAAAUCCUGCAAGGGGACAAGCCGAAACAGGCCUUCGAUGAUAGAGCUACGGCACCCCUGGAUGAUUCCACUCCGAACUUGCUGGGAAUCGAUUUGGACAGCCGCCUGAUCAUACUUGAUUGUCUCCUUGUCAAUCGUAAUCGCCGAGUCAUAGACAAGAAACAGAAACAUUUUGGCGAAGUCGAGCUCGAAGGUCCGGCUCAAGAUAUCGAUUAUCUCGAAUAUGGACAUUACGCUCUUGUUAGCUUUCCUUGCCUACCAUGCACGACCAACCAGUUAGAAAUAAUACGCACAAAGGGCCCAACCUCGAUUGCAGGAGCACAAAUUCUUCGAGUGUGCCGCCAACUCUAUCGCGAAGGCGUCCCUAUUCUGUACGGCAAAAACAGCUUCGUCUCGAGCAAUGGCCGAUCUUUUAACGAUAUCUGGCGAAGGGCCACUCCGUUGAACACAUCCUUGAUCAAGAAUCUCACAGUAGACAUAUCAAUCAGGAACACGGACGACAUAGGUAUCGAACUUGAGCUCAACAUCAAGUCCUUGGAGCAAGAUCUACCGUCUCUAUGCGAACUCACUUUGAUGUCCAAGUUCGCCGACCCUCACAGACAACGGCAUGGAAAACCCCCUCAUACCAAGCUCGAGGCAAAACACCGCACAAUACUGUGCACGGCAGUGGAUAUUGCGCUUCACCAUGCAACGUUGGGAACGGCAAUCUGGGAUGCGAGGUCCCGGCGAAUGUCCCCGGACGAGCUUAUUGGCGGUCUACUUGCUUAUGAAGAAGAUCAACACCAACUGGCAGUCAGGAUCCUUGCGAGGGAUCACGCUGUAAAACUCAAGGAGCACCGGAGACAAUACCCCUUGCCAGGGAAAGAAGAGGUCAUUACCAAGGAUUUCGUGCUCGAUUGUCACGCAAUCACCCAGGUCAGACUGGCACAUUUGAUUGGAAUGAGUCCUUCGGAUUUUGCUCUCCCUGAUGGAAGCUCAGCCGCAGUGAUCCCUGCCUCGUAG
This is a messenger RNA of Endocarpon pusillum Z07020, 1143 nucleotides long. RefSeq lists its product as uncharacterized. The transcript has 2 exons. The record is from RefSeq and is a predicted model, not a curated record. NCBI's taxonomy places the organism in Eukaryota, Fungi, Ascomycota, Eurotiomycetes, Verrucariales, Verrucariaceae. The coding region runs from base 1 to 1143 and encodes 380 amino acids.